Messenger RNA from Suncus etruscus (white-toothed pygmy shrew), 2081 nucleotides. Its product is annotated as stress-70 protein, mitochondrial-like. The record is from RefSeq and is a predicted model, not a curated record. Gene Ontology annotation, cellular component: mitochondrion; cytoplasm. Gene Ontology annotation, biological process: protein refolding; cellular response to unfolded protein. Gene Ontology annotation, molecular function: ATP-dependent protein folding chaperone; heat shock protein binding; ATP hydrolysis activity. Lineage: Eukaryota; Metazoa; Chordata; Mammalia; Eulipotyphla; Soricidae. The transcript has a single exon.
CCGAUGGUCCCGCCGCCGUCCAGCCGCCAUGAUCAGCGCCAGCCGAGCCGCGGCAGCCCGUCUUGUCGGCACAGCAGCCUCCCGGGGCCCCGCGGCCGUUCGUCACCUGGAUAGUUGGAAUGGCCUUAGUCAUGAGGCUUUUAGAAUUGUCUCAAGGCGGGACUAUGCGUCAGAAGCAAUCAAGGGAGCUGUUGUUGGUAUUGAUUUGGGUACUACCAACUCCUGUGUAGCAGUUAUGGAAGGUAAACAAGCAAAGGUGCUAGAGAAUGCGGAAGGUGCUAGAACAACCCCAUCAGUCGUGGCCUUUACAGCAGAUGGUGAACGACUUGUUGGCAUGCCAGCCAAACGACAGGCAGUCACCAACCCAAACAACACUUUUUAUGCAACCAAACGUCUCAUUGGUCGGCGAUAUGAUGAUGCUGAAGUUCAGAAAGACAUUAAAAAUGUUCCUUUUAAAAUUGUUCGUGCCUCCAAUGGUGAUGCCUGGGUUGAAGCUCAUGGAAAACUCUAUUCUCCAAGUCAGAUUGGAGCUUUUGUCUUGAUGAAGAUGAAAGAGACUGCAGAGAACUACUUGGGGCAUGCAGCAAAAAAUGCUGUGAUCACUGUUCCAGCUUAUUUCAAUGAUUCUCAAAGGCAGGCCACAAAGGAUGCAGGACAGAUAUCUGGACUAAAUGUGCUUCGAGUGAUUAAUGAACCUACAGCUGCUGCUCUGGCCUAUGGUCUGGACAAAUCAGAAGACAAAGUCAUUGCUGUUUAUGAUUUAGGUGGGGGAACUUUUGAUAUUUCUGUCCUGGAAAUCCAGAAGGGGGUAUUUGAAGUGAAGUCCACCAAUGGAGACACUUUCUUAGGCGGUGGAGACUUUGACCAGGCCUUGCUGCAACAUAUUGUGAAGGAGUUCAAAAGAGAGACAGGAGUUGAUUUGACCAAAGACAACAUGGCACUUCAGAGGGUUCGGGAAGCCGCUGAGAAGGCUAAGUGUGAGCUGUCUUCCUCUGUGCAGACUGAUAUCAACUUGCCGUAUCUUACUAUGGAUGCUUCUGGACCCAAGCAUUUGAACAUGAAGCUGACCCGAGCUCAGUUUGAGGGAAUUGUCACUGAUCUAAUCAGGAGGACCAUUGCACCUUGCUAGAAAGCCAUGCAAGAUGCAGAAGUCAGCAAGAGUGAUAUCGGAGAAGUGAUUCUAGUUGGUGGCAUGACUAGAAUGCCUAAGGUUCAGCAGACUGUGCAGGAUCUAUUUGGUCGAGCCCCAAGUAAAGCCGUCAAUCCUGAUGAGGCUGUGGCCAUUGGAGCUGCUAUCCAGGGAGGUGUGUUGGCUGGUGAUGUUACAGAUGUGCUGCUUCUGGAUGUCACUCCCCUGUCACUAGGCAUUGAGACUCUGGGAGGUGUCUUUACUAAACUUAUUAACAGGAACACCUCAAUUCCAACCAAGAAGAGUCAGGUGUUCUCCACAGCUGCUGAUGGACAGACACAAGUGGAGAUUAAAGUGUGUCAGGGUGAGAGAGAAAUGGCUGGAGACAACAAACUUCUUGGACAAUUCACUUUGGUUGGAAUUCCUCCAGCCCCUCGAGGAGUCCCUCAGAUUGAAGUUACAUUUGACAUUGAUGCCAAUGGGAUCGUGCAUGUUUCUGCCAAAGAUAAGGGCACCGGGCGUGAACAACAGAUUGUGAUCCAGUCUUCUGGUGGUUUAAGCAAAGAUGAUAUUGAAAAUAUGGUUAAAAAUGCAGAGAAGUAUGCUGAAGAAGAUCGGCGAAAGAAGGAACGAGUUGAAGCAGUUAAUAUGGCUGAAGGAAUCAUUCAUGACACAGAGACAAAGAUGGAAGAGUUUAAGGACCAGUUGCCUGCUGAUGAGUGCAACAAGCUAAAAGAAGAGAUUUUCAAAAUGAGGGAACUCCUUGCACGAAAAGAUAGUGAAACAGGAGAAAACAUAAGGCAGGCUGCAUCUUCUCUUCAACAAGCGUCACUGAAGCUCUUUGAAAUGGCAUACAAAAAGAUGGCAUCUGAGCGAGAAGGCUCUGGAAGUUCUGGCAGUGGGGAACAAAAGGAAGAUCAAAAAGAAGAGAAGCAGUAAUUGCUGUGAACUU